UAAGCAGCUGCUCCUUUGAUUGAAGCAAAGACUCAAGAAAUUAACCAAACCAUGGCCAGUGCUGCUGUGUCCUUCACCUCUCUUCUUCUGAUUUCUUCUCUCUUUCUAGCUUCUUGGUUUUGUGCCACUGAAGCACAAGGCACUGUCCCUAUAGUGAAUGGCCUGUCAUGGACAUUCUACAAGUCCAAAUGCCCUAAAGUUGAAUCCAUUAUAAGGAAACAGCUGGAGAAGGUGUUCAAGAAGGAUAUCGAACAAGCUGCUGGCUUGCUUCGUCUCCACUUCCAUGAUUGCUUUGUUCAGGGAUGUGAUGGCUCAGUGUUGCUUGAUGGAUCGGCGAGUGGUCCAAGCGAGCAGGACGCCCCUCCCAACCUGACCUUGAGAGCAAAGGCAUUCGAGAUCAUCGAAGACCUACGCCGGCGCGUGGAAAAGGCUUGCGGCCUUGUCGUCUCCUGUUCUGAUAUUCUUGCGCUUGCAGCCCGUGACUCUGUUUACCUGUCUGGUGGCCCAGAUUAUAAUGUUCCCUUGGGAAGGCGAGACGGUCUAAAAUUUGCAACUCAAAGUGAAACCUUAGACAACCUCCCGCCACCCUUUGCUAACGCCGACACAAUUCUCUCAUCUCUCGCCACCAAGGGCUUCGAUGCCACCGACGUGGUAGCCCUGUCCGGUGGCCACACCAUUGGUAUAAGUCACUGCAGCUCUUUCACUGACCGCCUCUAUCCAACCCAAGAUCCUACAAUGGACAAAACCUUUGCCAACAAUCUCAAGGAAGUUUGCCCCACAAGAGACUUCAAUAACACAACCGUGUUGGAUAUUCGAUCUCCUAAUAAAUUUGACAACAAGUACUAUGUUGAUCUCAUGAAUCGCCAAGGCCUGUUUACUUCAGACCAGGACUUGUACACGAACAAGAAGACAAGGGGCAUUGUCACUAGCUUUGCUGUUAAUCAAAGUUUGUUCUUUGAUAAGUUUGUGGUUGCAAUGAUCAAAAUGUCACAGCUCAAGGUCUUGACUGGAAAUCAAGGUGAAAUCCGCGCCAGUUGCUCGGAGAGAAAUUCAGGCUACAGUUACUUGGAGUCUGUGGUGGAAGAGGGUCUCGACGCACUGUCCGGAUUAAUAUGAAAGAAGUAAAUCCCAAAUUCCACUAGCUAGAUAAAAAAUGUUGGGUCGUUGUGCACUUGUUAAUUAUGGGUUUGUUGCUGUCUUUUUUUUUUUUUUACAAAAUGCUGAUGCUAUCUUCUUCUGACAACCUCAAUUCUGCUUGUUCUUAAUAAAAUAGUCGAGGAUGUAACAUAUGAGUUUGGAUGGCUAAUAGGACGUUGGCUUUGUCAAAGUUUUAUAACUUAUAAUUACGGUUCGUUCAUGACUGAA
Populus nigra (black poplar) is the source of this 1365-nucleotide messenger RNA. Its product is annotated as peroxidase 12-like. NCBI's taxonomy places the organism in Eukaryota, Viridiplantae, Streptophyta, Magnoliopsida, Malpighiales, Salicaceae. Gene Ontology annotation, cellular component: plant-type cell wall; plasmodesma. Gene Ontology annotation, biological process: response to oxidative stress; hydrogen peroxide catabolic process. The record is from RefSeq and is a predicted model, not a curated record. Gene Ontology annotation, molecular function: peroxidase activity; heme binding. The coding region runs from base 52 to 1116 and encodes 354 amino acids. The transcript has 3 exons.